This is a messenger RNA of Ipomoea triloba (trilobed morning glory), 1065 nucleotides long. Its product is annotated as protein FAR1-RELATED SEQUENCE 5-like. The record is from RefSeq and is a predicted model, not a curated record. Gene Ontology annotation, biological process: regulation of DNA-templated transcription. Bases 1 to 1065 code for a protein of 354 amino acids. NCBI's taxonomy places the organism in Eukaryota, Viridiplantae, Streptophyta, Magnoliopsida, Solanales, Convolvulaceae. The transcript has a single exon. Gene Ontology annotation, molecular function: zinc ion binding.
AUGGAAGAGUUUGAUUUAGUCAGUAACAAUUGGUUUAUACAAAUGUUUGAGUUGCGAAGAUUUUGGAUACCAGCCUAUUUCAGAGAUGUUCCUAUGGCUGGUUUAUUGAGGACUACAUCACGCUCGGAACGUGAAAAUGGUGUUUUUAGUCGAUUUACUACCCCUGAUCUCUCUAGUCUUGUCCAGUUUUAUAUGCAAUUUGAGCGUGCUUUGGACUCUCAAAGACACAAUCAUGCAAAACUUACAAGUGAUAGUGAGGGGAACAUCCCAGAAAUGAAGACACCUUUGCUCAUUGAAAAGCAUGCUUCAACUGUAUACACACUCUCUAUUUUCUAUGAUAUUCAGAAGGAAAUAUGCACAACAUGUUUUAAUUGUCGAGUUUUGAGUGUUCGAGAAGAUGAUGACAUACUAUAUUAUGAGAUCAAAGAUGGCAGUGAUAGAAAGUUUACUGUGGAGCACAAUGUAACUGAAAAGAAAGUUGUUUGUAGUUGCAAGAUGUUUGGAAGAAUUGGAUUGUUGUGUAGCCACACUUUUGUGGUUUUUAAGGAUUUAAACUUUGAUAAAAUCCCUAUGAAAUAUGUGCUGAAUCGAUGGACUAAGGAUGCAUCCUUAAAGCCAAUCUUCCAUAUUGAUGGUCUCACAUUUGAUCAAGGUGUAGGAAUGGAUGAGAGGAAGGUGUUGUUAGCACAAUUGUGGGGUGAUAUGCAGUGUUGUAUUGGUCCAGCAGAAGAAGCAAAAAUGGAUAAAUUGGUUAAAUUUGCACAAGUGAUUAAACAACAAAAAUUGAUAUUGAUGACAGAACAAGCUGAUUUAUCCCCUACUCAUAGCAAGAAUGCAGUCAUAGAGUCUUAUUGUGAAUCAUCUAAGCCUUCCGAGAUCUCUAUUUUACCACCAAGAAAAGCAAAAAAUAAAGGCAGUGGUAAGCGUAUGAAAGGGAAAAAGGAAUUAGCAAUCGAUGCAUCAAAGAAAGGUUUAAGAAAAUGCCAUACGUGUGAUGCUUACUUAGAAAAUGACAAGAGACAUGACAGUUGGAAUUGCCCACUUCGAAAGGAAUUAACAUAUUAA